This is a messenger RNA of Paramacrobiotus metropolitanus, 3678 nucleotides long. RefSeq names its product intersectin-1-like. The record is from RefSeq and is a predicted model, not a curated record. The transcript has 3 exons. Gene Ontology annotation, molecular function: protein binding; calcium ion binding; guanyl-nucleotide exchange factor activity. Bases 462 to 3587 code for a protein of 1041 amino acids. Gene Ontology annotation, biological process: positive regulation of Rho protein signal transduction. NCBI's taxonomy places the organism in Eukaryota, Metazoa, Tardigrada, Eutardigrada, Parachela, Macrobiotidae.
AGUCGCGUCGCACCAGUUUCAAUUUUCAAAUGUUUUGUUCUACAGAGUACAGUAACUUCUAUCUUGUUCUUAUUAAUUAAUAGCUUUACAACUGUCAGGUGACUUGCUGGAAAAAUUUGCCGAAAUACUUGCACUGAGAGGGCGGGGGAUGGUUGAUGUCAAAGGAGAUCUUUUGUGAGAAAGUGUACUGUGGACUGUACCUGUAUCCAGUGCUCUUUAAUAGUAAAUCGGUUAGUGAGUUCUCGUCGCUUCUCGCACUUUUCCUUAGGUUGCUGUGAACGUUAAGAACUGUGCGGUUGUGGCGAAUGUGGGUUGUUGACAUAGUUCACUGUAUCUUGAAUUUGUGACUGGACCGUUUCAUAUGUCUUCAACAUCGGUUCGUUCGGAUUUACAGGAAUUGUUGGUAUUUGCUGAAGUCAGUGGAGUGAAAUUCCUGUUCCUCAUGGGCGAUCAUCUCCAUCAUGAAUUUCCUAUCAGUGCAGGCAGACCAGAUACCCAGUGCCGAAAAGAUAAAGUAUCAUGCACAUUUCUUAACACUGCGAUCCAAAGAUGGGAUAAUCGAUCAGUCUACCGCGCGGGAUUUUUUCUUAAAAUCGGGUUUAUCACACGACAUUCUAGCAAAAAUCUGGGAUGCCUCCGAUCGUGAUAAGGAUGGAUUCCUGGAUCUCAAUGAGUUCUGCGUGGCUAUGCAUUAUGUUGUUAAUGCCAUCCGUCAGGAUAAACGAUCGAAAAAUGCGCAGAAUGGUCAAUCCAAGCUCAGUGUGUCUCCAUUGCCACCUGUCAUCAAAACUAGCGCACCGCUUUUGCGUAGCACAUCACCCCCCAAAAAUGGCAGUAUUUCGAGCAUUCCGAUUUCUCUUCGCGGUGAUCAACCCCGUACACAUAUUUCCACAAAUGUCUUGCCUAAAUUAUCUCAAACUCCUAUUUUACCAGUACGACCACUAUCACCUGUUAGUGUUUUGCAGCCGUCUUUACCGGCGCAUUCCGGAAAGAUAAAUCUCGAUCGGACAACAAAUGGACUUAAUCAUGUUGCGAGAUACAAGGAGAUUAUUUUGCAGAAACGGAAGGAAGUGCAACAGCUGCACAGAGAUGUACAGCAGCUUCGCUCCGAACGAAAUACGUACAAAGACACCCUCAGUGAACUGAAUAAGACGAGGUUAGCGGAUUUGAGAUUUUUAUCGGAAAUGAACGGCACGGUACGAAAGAAACGGCAUGAGGUGGAUGAAUUGAGGACGAGAAUUAACAACAUCGCAACAGUUUGUUCUACAUGGGAUAGCGAUGUGAUGCAGAAGCAGCAUUUGCUGACAGAAUUGCGUGCUGCUAAUGAUGAGCUCCGGUCAAGUGAACCUGUGAGGCGAACAUCGUUUUCAACGCUGGACAGCCACAUUGCACAAACGCUGGACCGUCUGGAGCGCUCAAGAAAUGUUGCGGCCUCUAAUGAAGUGAGUAUUGAACUGCUUGGAAAAACAAUGAGAGAUAAAAUGGGCUAUAUUCGUUCGUUGGUUCAGCAAGGUGCCAAACAGAUUUCAGUAAACCGGGAAUUGUGUCAGGCUUUCGAAGAAAAGCGAACUCUGAUCGAGAAUCUGAACACAGACACCACUUCCGGAAGUUCGUAUUCUGUAAUCGCGGAAGACGAAGAGACGUUACUGGCCAUCGCAUCCUACACCGGAGAAACUGCGAAUGAGCUUUCCUUUGUAGAAGGAGAUAUUAUUCGGGCUACAGAAAAGCACACUGAUGGAUGGUGGUUAGGAGAGAAUUCCCUCGGCAACACAGGUUAUUUUCCAGCUAAUUUCUGUCAGGCUUUGAAAACUAGCGAUCGCCGCGAAUCUGUAUCUGAGUUGGUGAAGGAAGAGAACGUUCGUUCGGCACUAGCUCUUUAUCCCUAUGCCGCCCAAAAUUCGGAUGAACUAUCGUUUAAUCAGCACGAACUUAUUGACAUAAUCCCGGCUGAUGGGCUCGAUAAUGACUGGUACAUGGGACGCAGUCGAACCGGAGAACGCGGGUUGGUUCCGGUUAAUUAUUUGAGGCUUAAUUCUGAGAUGGAGAAACAACCUGACGCCGAACCGACGCCGCCCGUGGUAAAAGUGAGUCCAAAACGUCAGUUGGCCGUUCGGGAGCUGAUUGGCACCGAGGAAAAGUACUUGAACCUAAUAACCGCGGUGGUGCAAGUUUACUCCUUUGCUCUGAAAGAACGCCACGCCUGUACUGAGGAUGAACUGAGUCAAUUGUUUUCGGUGUGGGGCGAUAUCAUCGACUGCACCGCUACCCUGGUCAAAGCGUUCAAUGUACGCAGCAAACUGACAGAGGACGGAGCACUGGAGACUGUCGGGGAUAUUCUGUGCGAAUAUUUACCCAACAUCACCCCAUACAUGAAUUUCUGCAGCAGUCAAGUAAAAAUGGGUGAAUUAAUCCGAGAAAAAACAGAAGCAAACCCGACUUUUGCGGAAGUGAUUCGGCAAUGUUCGCAGGAUCCUCGCAUGCAGGGCCUUCCCUUAGCGGCAGCUUAUAUGAAGCCCAUGCAGCGGAUGACGCAGUAUCCAUUGUUAAUCAAACGCAUCUUAGAUUUAACACCCGAACAUCAUCCAGAUUGUGCUGAUCUCAAGGAAGCGCUACGGAAAAGCGAACUGCUCUGUGACCGGGUGAAUGAAGGAGUGCGCGCAACAGAAUUAACGGAACGCUUAGACUGGUUGGAUAAACACGUCAACAUGGAUAGCUUUGCGGAAAAUCUCCAGUUUACUUCGCAGACUAAUUUCAUGGGGCCUCGGUCGCUCGUUUAUGCCGGAAGUCUUUUGAAGGCAAAAAGCGGCCGAGAAUUGGUUGGAUUUUUAUUCAACGAUUUCUUCCUUUUGACUACACCACCACGCCCGUUAGUGGACAGUCUGGGAAAUUUUACGUUUGAAAAGCGCCAGUGGACAACCUGCACGCUGAAACUGUACAAAAAGCCGUUGUUGUUGUCCGGUUGCAAAGUGGCUUUAUUACCGGAUGAAAACACGUUUGCCUUAUCGUUUCCCCAUUCCGUCAGUAUCUUGCUAAAAGCCCCCACCGCGAACGAGUGUAAAUCUUGGAAUAAACAUUUUCAGAAAGCCGUUACUGAUUUCAGCGAAAUGGAAAAGCAGAUUAAUUCACCAAGAAAUCGUUCUAUCAAGUUACAUACUCCCGUGGGGUGUUGCCGGCUUAUCCUGGUGGAAGGAAUAGACCUGUGUCCAAGUGCUCGAAAAGGACAUUGUGAUGCAUUUUGCAAAGUAUCUGUGGGAUCACAAGAACAGCGGACUGCCGUAAUCGAGAACACAAUAAAUCCGAAAUGGGAUAAGAAUAUGACUUUUAUUAUCUACGAUUUGGAGAGUGAAUUUCUUUCGCUGACGGUUUUUGACUACAAUUCCUUCGCUGCCAACGGAUUUCUAGGGCGGACAGAAUUGAGACUGAAAAAUAUGCACAAGCAAACAAAAAGCUCGAAUAUGGCAAGAAGCAGAAAUCUGGUGUUGCAGGAAGUGAUGUCGGGUGAACUAGUCGUCAAAAUCGAUAUACAGUUAUUCCCACCCGAGUCUUCUGUGCUUCCCGCGGUGAUGCCCUUAAUGACUAUGCAUUAGUCUGUGAUUUUUACUGUACAGUUUGCAGUUUUUUGUGUUGAUUUUGCUUUUGUAGUCAGAUGACCAUGCCAAUAAAAUUCCAUGGGUUUUG